UUUUUAAGUAAAAGCAUUUAACAAAAAUAGUUUGUUGACAGGGUUGAACCCGUCAAACAGGUUUCAGUACUCUAAACACAUACCUGUUCCUUUUUCCUUCUCUUGCGCUCACUUGCUUGCUAUGGAACUUGAAGCUUACGGUGUAGAGAGAGAAAACUGAAUUUAUUACAGUUAAUAAUUACUGCGUGAAAUGGCAGAGUGUUUUGAAGACGAUCCGUUUAACUGUCCCAUCUGUCUGGACGCACUCCAGGAUCCAGUGACGAUUCCCUGUGGACACAACUACUGCAUGAGCUGUGUUAAAGACUACUGGGAUGAAAAUGGCAGCAAAGGCACAGGUUACAGUUGCCCUCAGUGCAGGAAGACCUUCUCGCCUCGACCUGUCCUCAACAAAAACACCAUGUUUGCAGAAGUGGUGGAGCGGUUUAAAAACACAGGCCUUCGGGAUUCUCCACCUACACGUUAUGAUGGACCCAGACACACGGAGAGAGAGCUCCGCAAUGCCAAAAACUUCAAGAUGUGUCCAGAAAGUAAGGAUUUGUGCUGCAAGGCCCAUCUGAGGUAUCAUAACGAUGACUCUCCCAGAGAAAAGCACACAGUUAUUGUUGUAAGCGGGGAGCCUAAAGGAAGUACAUGUUUGCGGCACAACAGGCUGUUGGAGUUUUCUUGUCAGACGCACCAAAUCUGCCCGCUGUGUCUUAAUGAAGCCCACCAAGGACAUGAAGUGUUUUCGCACGCACCUCUGAAGACGAAAACACUAGAGUGCAGUAGAACUCCAGAGAGACAAGAGCACGGGAGUAAAGACAAAAUGACUGGACAAUGUAAAAGGAGAACUCGUGGCUCUGGACAUAGACAUGGACACAGGAGCCGACAGCCCCGGGGCUCACAUGCUAAAACAGGGCAUCAAACACACCGGCAUAAAAGUAGUAAACACAGAGGUAAUUCACAUGGGCACAGUCAUGGUGCUGGACACCGAAAGAGACGACUGGGAGUCCUGGUCAUCACAGAACCCGGCACUAGAAGAACCUCUGCGGAUCAUGUUAAAGCAGACUGAACCUUGAUUUGGAGCACAGUGUUACAAGUGCCAUGAUGUUUAAGGAAUGUCGCUGGAUUCAGGCAUCGACUGAAAGCUCACGUCAUUUCAUUUGUGAGUCAGCAAUCCGUUUUUGGAUGCAUUUUAUGUUCAUUCCUGAAUAGUAUAUGUAUUGUAUAUUAUAUGUAUUCCUGAAUAGUAUUAAUUAACACGAUUGUUUAGUUUUGUUUGUUGUUCUCAAUAAUUCAGUAUUGGGUGCAUCAUGUUCAACAUCAAGAAACACCUGACAAAAAUAACUUGUACAUAAAACCUCCUAUUAAUGUUGAAAACAACUCAUUUUUAAGAGUUAAGAUGUUUUCUGAAUGUUGAUCUGCCAGAUGUUUUAUUUUGUUUGGCUUUUUUUCAUAUUUAAAGUUUUUGUUUUGCAGCAGCAUCUUUUUUUUUUUUUUUUUUUUUUUUACUUUUUAUAAAUGUGUGCACAUAAAAAUCUGCAUCUUUCAGCGUGAGGGGAAAAGGAUUUGAGGACAUUCCCAUUAUGUUGUAAAUGACACACACACACACACACACACACAAUAAUUAUAUAUAUAUCUUAAUUAACUGAAUUAUUUACUGUGCAUUACUUUGGUUUGGAUUUUACAACUACUAUUUUGCUACUUUUUACUGCU
Puntigrus tetrazona (Sumatra barb) is the source of this 1695-nucleotide messenger RNA. RefSeq lists its product as uncharacterized. NCBI's taxonomy places the organism in Eukaryota, Metazoa, Chordata, Actinopteri, Cypriniformes, Cyprinidae. The coding region runs from base 191 to 1051 and encodes 286 amino acids. The record is from RefSeq and is a predicted model, not a curated record. The transcript has a single exon.